This is a messenger RNA of Hymenoscyphus albidus, 1245 nucleotides long. Lineage: Eukaryota; Fungi; Ascomycota; Leotiomycetes; Helotiales; Helotiaceae. The record is from the annotation of a GenBank genome assembly.
AUGACUGUGGGAAGCUACCGCCGCAGGCUAGAUGCCUCCAAACUAGUCGUCACUCGGAGUAAAGUUUUGAGCGAGGCCCACAACCCAACGGAUUUGAAAUUUGGCAAGCAUUUCACAGGUAUGUCUCCUCAAUAUCUCGACUUUCUAUUAUUCCUCUCAGGUCCCAACCUAUCAAUAACUGCUAAUGCGACAGAUAUAGACCAUAUGCUGCUCAUAAAAUGGAACCUCAACUCAGGUUGGUGUGAUCCCGAAAUAGUCCCCUAUCAACCAAUAGCUCUCGACCCUAGCUGCGGCAGUCUCAACUAUGCUAUCUCCUGCUUCGAAGGCAUGAAAGCUUACCUCUCCCCCCAAAACGCGCCCCUCCUCUUCCGACCGCUCGAUAACUUGCGUCGUAUGAAUUCCUCCGCUGAGCGAAUUGCGCUUCCCACAUUUGAUGUCAACGAGUUGCUAAAAUGCAUCGCAAGUCUGGUUGAAUUGGACAAGAGAUUUCUCAAUGUCAAAAGGGGGACUAAACGCGGUAGUCUAUAUUUACGGCCCAAUCUUAUCGGAACCUCCCCUGGCUUGGGAGUUGGUCCUCCAACAAGCGCAUUACUCUACGUGAUAGCUUCACCAGUGGGGGAAUACUUCUCCUCUGCCUCCACUGCCGGGAUCUCGCUACUUGCGUCCUCAAACUUAGGCGCCACAAGGUCUUGGUACGGUGGCGCUGGAAAUCGGAAAAUAGCAGCCAAUUAUGCGCCAACCAUUAUGCCUCAGUUACAGGCAGAGAGACUAGGUUGUCAACAGGUGCUUUGGGUAAUGGAACGUGACUGUCGGAUCACCGAGGCGGGCACUACGAAUCUUUUUGUUGUUUUGAGGGGUGAAGAUGAAAGGUCAGUAUUGAUAACCCCUCCAGUUGACGGAAUGAUUCUUCCGGGCAUCAUAAGGGAUAGUGUUUUAAGUUUGGCGAGAGAAAGGUUGGAGGGGAGAGGAUGGGAAGUCGUGGAGCGGAUAAUUACCAUGGCUGAGUUGAGAGAUGCUGCCAAAGACGAGAGAUUGAUCGAGAUGUUUUGCACGGGGACGGCAGCAGUAGUGGUUCCGGUGAAAGAAAUCGUGUGGGGAGAGUGCGUGGUCAGUUGCAGAGGUGAGGAGAACUCGGGCAUGGGAGAAAUCGCUGGGUUAAUGAAGAGCUGGAUUGAGAAAAGGCAGUAUGGACAAGAACGCCACGAGUGGAGUGUGGAAACAGUUAGCUUGGGUGGCGUCAAUUGA